Nanorana parkeri is the source of this 1254-nucleotide messenger RNA. It is a transcript of the gene P2RX3, whose product is annotated as purinergic receptor P2X 3. Gene Ontology annotation, biological process: monoatomic cation transmembrane transport; response to ATP. The transcript has 12 exons. The coding region runs from base 1 to 1164 and encodes 387 amino acids. Gene Ontology annotation, molecular function: purinergic nucleotide receptor activity; ATP binding; extracellularly ATP-gated monoatomic cation channel activity. NCBI's taxonomy places the organism in Eukaryota, Metazoa, Chordata, Amphibia, Anura, Dicroglossidae. The record is from RefSeq and is a predicted model, not a curated record. Gene Ontology annotation, cellular component: nuclear inner membrane; plasma membrane.
AUGGGUUUUGUCACUGACUUCUUUACUUAUGAAACAACCAAAUCAGUGGUGGUUAAAAGCUGGACUAUUGGAAUCAUCAACAGAGCAGUGCAGCUCCUAAUUAUAACCUAUUUUGUAUGCUGGGUUUUUCUCCAUGAGAAAGCUUACCAGAUCCGGGACUCCUCAAUCGAGUCUUCUGUUAUGACAAAAGUAAAAGGCAUUGGGCGCUACAGUAAAAGAGUGAUGGAUGUUGCAGACUAUGUCAUUCCACCACAGGGCUCUUCUGUGUUCGUCAUUCUAACAAAACUUAUAACAACUCCGGAUCAGGUGCAAGACCAUUGUCCAGAGAGUGAUGAGAAGUACAGGUGCACCACAGACAGCAAGUGUACAAGAAACAGGCCGACAUCCAAUGGUUUUCUCACUGGGAGAUGUGUCAGUUCAUUUUGCCAGAUUCAAGGCUGGUGCCCGACAGAAAAUGACACUGUUCAGAUGCCUCUGUUGAUGGAAGCUGAAAACUUCACAAUCUUUGUCAAGAACAGUGUACGAUUUCCCCUUUUUGAAUUUGAAAAGGGGAACCUGCCAAACAGUCUCAGAUGUCUCCACCAUCCAGAAAAGGAUGCUUUCUGUCCAAUCUUUAGACUAGGAGAUAUUGUGAAAUUUGCAGGUCAAAACUUCACUACAUUGGCUGACAAGGGAGGAGUACUGAGUAUUAAGAUCGGCUGGAUGUGUGACCUGGACAAGUCCUGGGAGCUUUGUAUUCCUCAGUACAGUUUUACCAGACUGGAUAGUGUAUCAGAAAAAAACAAUGUGUCACAAGGCUACAAUUUCAGGUUUGCUCGAUACUACAUGGGUGCAGAUGGCAGAGAGUUUCGAACGCUUAUCAAGGCCUUUGGCAUUAGAAUUGAUGUCCUUGUAUAUGGCAAUGCAGGGAAGUUUAAUAUCAUUCCAACGCUCAUCAAUAUUGUGGCAGCCUUUACAUCUGUGGGUGUGGGCACGGUGCUUUGUGAUAUCAUUUUACUGAACUUCCUGAAAGGAGCGGAUCAGUACAAAGCAAAGAAGUUUGAGGAGAUUUCUGAUUCCACCCCACCCUUUGGGAGCCACCUUUUCAAAAGUGACCAGGCACUAACCGGUCGAGGAGAUGAGAAGAGGUCCACAGAUUCUGGGGCCUUUUGCAUAGGGUUAUAGACUUUGGCCUCACUCUUUUGCUGUUCUUACCCUAUCUUAACCACUUUAUGUAUAUAGAUCAAACUAUCCUACACUUCUGCUUAAUAUAUC